This is a messenger RNA of Camelina sativa (false flax), 1702 nucleotides long. RefSeq names its product actin-related protein 4. The record is from RefSeq and is a predicted model, not a curated record. Lineage: Eukaryota; Viridiplantae; Streptophyta; Magnoliopsida; Brassicales; Brassicaceae.
GAUACGAGGUCCCCACAAGUCGAACUCAGUAAAAUAAAAAGCGACCCGACUCAACUGGAUCCGAGAUUAACUGUGAAACCCGUCCCGUGUUUAAACCCUCCGACGACGACGAGCUCAGUCAGAGAAGAGAGAACCUCUCCCCACCCUUCUCGUUAGCUGCAGCCAUGUACGGCGGAGAUGAAGUGUCAGCUAUUGUGGUUGACUUGGGUUCGCACACUUGCAAGGCUGGUUACGCCGGAGAAGAUGCUCCCAAAGCCGUUUUCCCUUCCGUUAUUGGGGCAGUAGAUGGGGUAGAAGCAAUGGAUAUGGAUGUUGAUUCUACAAAGGCCAAUUCCGAGGAUUCAAAGACCGAGUCUGAAAAAGAAAAGGGAAAACGCAAGCUCUAUGUAGGUUCUCAAGCCUUGAGUUACCGCCGAGACCAUAUGGAGGUAUUGUCACCCAUUAAAGAUGGCAUUGUGUCUGAUUGGGAUUUGGUGGACAAUAUAUGGGAACAUGCUUUCAGGAGUUGUCUGAUGAUUGAUCCCAAGGAGCAUCCCAUGCUGCUAGCUGAGCCUCCUCUAAACAGCCAACAGCAGAGAGAGAAGGCGGCAGAGCUAAUGUUUGAGAAAUACAAAGUUCCUGCAUUGUUUAUGGCUAAGAAUCCUGUUCUCACGUCUUUUGCUACUGGGCGCGCUACUUCUUUGGUUGUUGACUGCGGUGGAGGAUCCACUACUAUUUCACCGGUGCAUGAUGGUUAUGUUCUUCAAAAGGCUGUUGUAUCAUCUCCACUUGGAGGGGAAUUUCUCACUGACUGCCUACUGAAAAGUUUGGAGAGUAAAGGAAUCAAAAUAAAACCUAGAUAUUCUUUCAAGAGAAAGGAAAUACGAGCAGGGGAAUUCCAGGUUGAAGAUGUAGAUAUUCCUGACACCACAGAAAGCUACAAACUCUUCUGCCAGAGGAUGAUAGUGGGUGAUAUCAAAGAUUCUAUAUGUCGAGUUCCUGAUACUCCCUAUGACGACAAAUCUUAUUCAAACAUCCCAACUACAUCAUACGAGCUUCCCGAUGGCCAGACGCUCGAGAUUGGUGCUGAUAGGUUCAAAGUUCCUGAUGUGAUGUUCAACCCGUCCAUAGUUCAGACGAUUCCUGGAAUGGAGAAGUAUGCAGACAUGAUUCCUUCCGUUCGUGGUCUACCACACAUGGUCAUGGAGAGCAUCAACAAAUGUGAUGUAGAUAUCCGGAGAGAGUUGUACAGUAGCAUACUGCUUGCUGGUGGCACAUCAUCAAUGCAACAGUUAAAAGAACGUCUCGAGAAGGACUUGGUCGAAGAGUCUCCCCACUCGGCUCGAGUUAAAGUGUUGGCAAGUGGUAACACAACAGAAAGAAGAUUCAGUGUAUGGAUAGGAGGGAGUAUAUUGGCAUCACUAGGCUCAUUUCAACAGAUGUGGUUCUCCAAUUCUGAGUACGAGGAACAUGGAGCGUCCUACAUUCAGAGAAAAUGCCCUUAAAGCAGCUUCAGAUUUCUGUGGAGCCUGAGAGAAGCCGAAACGUGGGAAACUAAUGUGUUAUUUUCAUUGUGUGUCGUUCGUUGGUCUUUUGAGCAUUAGUACUUGCCUGUGCCUUUGGAGUGAGUUUAGACAUUAACAAGCAUUUAGUGCUAUUUAUAAAAUUAACUUCAGUCGGAUUAUGGUUUUUGUCAAGAAUUUGUUUCAAAUAAUUUACUUUA